UGUGGAAACACCGGCGGCCCGCCACGUUUCGCCAGUCUUGUUAGUUGUUCACUCGUCAGUAAUUUCUUAGCUUCUUAUCCAUUUACGUGUGGUCCAGAUAAUAACUUAAAAUGAGUGCUCCAGCACCAGCUCCCGUUCAAAAAAUAGGGAUAGUGAAGCAGGUAUUAUCGGGAGACACUAUAGUAAUAAGAAAGCAGCCGCGAGGCGGGCCUCCUCCAGAGAAAGUGAUAGCCCUCUCAGGCAUCACGGCGCCUAAGCUCGCUCGCCAGCGCACGGCCAACAAUGAUGUGGAGUCAAAAGACGAACCUUUUGCGUGGGAGGCCCGCGAGUUUUUAAGAAAGAAGCUGGUUGGAAAAGAAGUAGUUUUCAUAUCUGAAAAACCUAAUAACUCUACCACGAGAGAGUAUGGGUCUGUGUGGACAGGAAAAGAUACCACUAAAGAUGAGAAUGUGACUGAAGCUUUACUUGCUGAAGGAUUGGCAAAAGUGAGGGAAGGCGGGAGAAAUAUCCCUCAGCUGAAGCGACUUGUCGAAAUUGAAGACAUUGCCAAAUCACAAGGCAAAGGCAUCUGGGGCUCAGAUAUCAGUGGGCAUGUCCGAGAUAUCAAAUGGACCAUUGACAACCCGAAGCAGUUUGUGAACAAGUACAAUGGCCAGCCCAUUAAAGCCAUCAUUGAGUAUGUCCGCGACGGCUCCACUGUCAGGUUGUGCUUGCUGCCUGAUUUCCAUCAGAUCACCUUGAUGCUCUCUGGAAUUAGAUGUCCUGCUGUAAAACAAGACGGCGAUUCAGAGCCCUAUGCCGAAGAAGCCAGAUUCUUCCUGGAGUCCCGACUCCUACAGAAAGAUGUGGAAGUGAUUCUGGAGUCCGUGAACAACAAUAACUUUGUGGGCACCAUCUUGCACCCGCAAGGUAACAUUGCUGAGGCUCUGCUGCGACAGGGCUUCGCGAGAUGUGUCGACUGGUCACUUGCUGUUAUGAAAUCAGGUGCAUCGACGCUGCGAACGGCGGAGCGCGCCGCUAGGGACGCCAAGCUGCGCAUGUGGACCAACUACGUGAGCAACGCGCCCGUGAUCGCCGCCAAGGACAAGGAGUUCACGGCCACCGUGCUCGAGGUGGUCAACGGCGACGCGCUCGUCGUCAAGCUGUCCAACAACACCACCAAGAAGAUCUUCCUGGCCAGUAUCAGGCCCCCCCGCGAAAAGAACAGCCCAGAUGAAGAGGGUAAGCCAUCGAUCAGGCCGAAAGGUUUCAAGCCACUGUAUGAUAUUCCCUGGAUGUUUGAAGCUCGUGAAUUUUUGCGAAAAAAGCUAAUUGGCAAGAAAGUAUCCGUGACUGUAGAUUACAUUCAGCCAGCCAAGGACAACUUCCCUGAAAAAACAUGUUGCAGUGUUCAAGCCAGUGGAAUGAACAUUGCAGAAGCUCUAGUUAGUAAAGGCUACGCAACAGUGGUGAGGUACAGCAAAGACAAUGACCAGAGAAGCUCCCACUACGACAAACUGCUCGAAGCGGAACUCAAAGCUCAGAAGGCAGGAAUCGGCAUUUACGCUAAAAAGGACAUCCCGGCUCAUCGCAUCCAAGACACAAGUGGUGACUCUGCGAAGGCUAAGAAAUUCUUCCCCUUCCUAAAGAGAGCUCAGAAAACCGAAGCCACAGUGGAAUUCGUGGCGAGCGGUUCAAGAAUGAGAAUAUACAUUCCUAAGGAAUCUGUCCUGGUGACAUUCCUACUGGCCGGCAUCAACUGCCCGCGCGGCGCGAGGCCCACGGCGGGCGGCGGCACGCAGGAGGCCGAGCCCUUCGGCGAGGAGGCGCUGCACUACACGAAGGAGAAGUGCCUGCAGCACGACGUAGUCGUCACCAUCGAGGAGAUGGACAAGGCCGGCAACUUCAUCGGCUGGCUGUGGGUGGACAACGAGAACCUGUCCGUGUCGCUCGUCGAGCACGGCCUCGCCUCCAUGCACCACACGGCCGAGACCUCCGAGUUCGCGCGCGUCAUCAAGACCGCCGAAGAGAACGCCAUCAAAAAACGAAUCGGUAUCUGGAAAGAUUACGUCGAAGUAGAGAAGGAAAUCGAAAAGGAAAAGAAUGCCCCAGUUCAGGACAGAACCGUGAAAUACGACAAAGUGAUCAUCACCGAAAUUACACCAGAAGGUCACUUUUACGCACAAAAUAUUGAAAGUGGUGCAAAAUUGGAAGCGUUAAUGGAUAAAAUUCACCAAGAAUUCAAAGCGAAUGCGCCACUACCUGGGUCACUCGCGCCAAGGAGGGGUCAAGUUUGUGCGGCUCUAUUUUCUGCAGACAGCCAGUGGUACAGAGCCAAAGUAGAAAAGAUCACUGAAGACAAAAAGGUCCACAUAUUCUACAUUGAUUAUGGAAACAGAGAGGUGGUGAACUACUCUCGGCUGGCGAGCCUGCCCGCUGGCACGGAGGGCGAGCCGCCGUACGCGACGGAGUACGCGCUGUGCUGCGUGAAGUUCCCGGCGGACCCCGACGACCGGCUGGAGGCCGUGACCGCCUUCUCCAUGGACACGCUCAACAAGAAGCUGCUGCUCAACGUGGAGGCGCGCGGCGCGCCCGCCGCCGUCACGCUCGUCGACCCCGCCACCAACCAAGACGUCGGCAAGAACCUGAUAAAGGAGGGUCUCGUGUUACUGGACGCGGUGCGCGACCGGCGCCUGGCGACGCUGGUGAGCGAGUACCGCGCGGCGCAGGAGCACGCCAAGAGCUCGCGCCUCAACCUGUGGCAGCACGGCGACAUCACCGAGGACGACGCCGUCGAGUUCGGCGCGCGCCGCUAGCGCCCCCCGCCCCGCCACCUCAGCCUACCGACAGGAUCCACCAUCCCGCGAGCCCGGACGCUACACACCAUCUAAACUUUCUUCUUUACGCAACCGCCUUACCGACACAUGGAACUCUAACACGAUCAAUUCAAGUUGUGAACAUUAACCUCCUGGGCACGACUGGGUAUUUUUAUAACUUUUAUAAACAUAAUAAUGUAGGUAAUUUAUUAAACGCGGCAGUGUUGUCAGAAAUGAUACUUCUCUAUAUCGAAAAAGUGAUUAAUCUGUAAAUACACAUUUAUUUGAUUUAUUUAUUUAUCCUUUGUAAACUAAAUGAAAUUACAUGAAUAUUUUUAUAUUUAUAUCUCAUAAAUGAUUUUUUAAACUGUAUAAAAUCAGAUGAGCAGAAAGUCAUGUGGCAAUGGCAACACUCAGGAGGUUAACUGGCGAUAUGAGCAGAAGUGACAGCGCGCGUGUGCAGGGCGCCGCCGCACCGCCCCGCCGCGGACGCCUCGCCCGGCUCCCUCUUAUCAUUCGUACACUACAGACAUCGCUAUAAUGAACUUGAGAAAAUACCUUAUAGAUGUGAAAGCCAGAUGUAUAUACAUAAUUUCAUAUACCUAUAUUUCUGCCACGCGAGAGUACGACAUAAUAAAUUAAAUUGAUAAAAUAUAUUACUUUAAUAUCAACUAAUAAGUCAUACUCAUAAUACUAUUGUAAAUUAUAAGUGUUAUCAGCAAGUCAUACGUAUUUUAUUUAUGUCAAAGUUAAUUUAGUUAUUUACAUGCUCAUAAUUGAUUUUAAAAAAUAAAUGAACUGAUACUAUUUAAGUGUUAUUUUAAACUGAAAUACUGUGUUUCAGAGUAAAUUUGUUUUAAGGUGGACCAAAUAAUCAACCAUUGGGUACUUGCAGUUUAGACCCAACAUUAACGUUAAAUUACGUUUUUAUACUGACCAAAUCAUUACUUAUUUGAAAUGGUAAAUAAAAAAAUAUUCUCUGCCAAAAUAAGUGAGCUUUCCCCUGAAAAUGUAUGUCGGUUUGAUUGUACACAAGUACCCUUCAAUAGCACCAGUUUCGAAAAGAAAAAAAUAAUUUUAACUACUAUUGGUUAAUAGUUAGUCUUCCUUGCCAACGGUAAAUGAUUAAAUUGAUGUAUGUAUUUGCGUAAUAAGUAGUAAAAAUGUAAUAAAAUAAAUGAUGUAUGUACAUCAGAGGAUGUUGGCGGAUCAAUAAUGUUGAAGUAGUUAGUGCAAUGCAGGCGCCCGCGCCCUCGCGCCCGCGGCUGGUCGCCGGCGAGCCCGACGCCGGACUAAACGGUACAGUCAUCGCGGUUACACCUUUAUUCAUUUUUCUAGGCCAAUUUUGUCAACGUUGUUUCUUUUUUAAUUUAUAUAGUUUUCUUAUUACAACCGUUCUCUCGAGUCUGAAUUAAAAUGAUGUACCUUUUAUUAUUUUACUGAAUCAUGUUUUAUCUUGAAUAUAUGAAAUAAUUAUUAACUUUGUAUUGCGUACUUAUAAACGUAUUGUAAACCUACCUCUCUUCUUGAGAUUUUUAUAAGGUAGGAGAUACUUUGUUUACACAUUAUGUAUUUAAGUACCAUAAGGUGCGUGGAUUGUUAAAAGGACUUGGUAUAUUAAAAUAAAUAAUUUAGGAAAAAA
This is a messenger RNA of Leguminivora glycinivorella, 4437 nucleotides long. It is a transcript of the gene Tudor-SN, whose product is annotated as staphylococcal nuclease domain-containing protein 1. Gene Ontology annotation, molecular function: nuclease activity; RNA binding. Gene Ontology annotation, cellular component: RISC complex; cytosol; nucleus. NCBI's taxonomy places the organism in Eukaryota, Metazoa, Arthropoda, Insecta, Lepidoptera, Tortricidae. The record is from RefSeq and is a predicted model, not a curated record. Gene Ontology annotation, biological process: regulatory ncRNA-mediated gene silencing; mRNA catabolic process. The coding region runs from base 111 to 2795 and encodes 894 amino acids. The transcript is spliced from 10 exons.